AUGUUCCACCGCGGUCGCACCACCACUACGACAAGAACCACUAAGCCGACUUUCAUGACCCGGCUCAAGGGUCCCCAUGCUAAAAGCAAGACGGUGAAGACUACAACCACUACGCAACCGAGUGCUACUCAUCGCACCAACAAGCGCCAUUUGGGGCCCCAGCAACAUCACUAUAAGCGCAAGCCUACCUUUGGUGACAAGGUCUCUGGUGCUAUGAUGAAGAUGAAGGGCAGUCUUACACACCGUCCUGGUGUCAAGGCUGCUGGAACUCGCCGCAUGCACGGUACUGACGGUCGAGGAAGCCACCAUCAUGUUUACUAG
Penicillium longicatenatum is the source of this 321-nucleotide messenger RNA. RefSeq lists its product as uncharacterized. The transcript has 2 exons. NCBI's taxonomy places the organism in Eukaryota, Fungi, Ascomycota, Eurotiomycetes, Eurotiales, Aspergillaceae. The coding region runs from base 1 to 321 and encodes 106 amino acids. The record is from RefSeq and is a predicted model, not a curated record.